Molecule: messenger RNA, 1041 nt
Organism: Mycosarcoma maydis (corn smut)
Lineage: Eukaryota; Fungi; Basidiomycota; Ustilaginomycetes; Ustilaginales
Exons: 1
Coding region: 1-1041 (346 amino acids)
Biological process (GO): lipid metabolic process
Cellular component (GO): membrane
Molecular function (GO): oxidoreductase activity, acting on the CH-CH group of donors
Source: RefSeq, a predicted model, not a curated record
AUGGUCGUCCACGUUCUGGACAACUUGUACCUGUCUAUCACUUUCCUCAUCUCGCUCGGAUGGCAGCUACUCGGCUUCGCGAUCGCAUUCGGUCUGCAGAUCGACACCAUCACCGACUUCUGGUCUGCUGUAAAUGCCAUCUUUCUAGCCAUCUUCACGCUUUGCUGCGGAGACCAUUACUAUGCGCGCAACGUUGUGGCGAGCAUUUUUGUCAUUAUGUGGGGGGUCCGUCUCGGUGCCUUUCAGCUCUUCCGCAUGAUCAAGAUGGGUGGAGAUUCGCGUUUCGACGAGAUGCGCUCCAAGCCGCUCAGCUUCCUUGGCUUUUGGACUUUUCAGCUCAUUUGGGUGUGGACGAUCACCAUGCCCGUCACGGUACUCAACUCGCCCAACUCAGGCGAUCCAGCUCAAGGGGGUGGAAAUGCUCGAUUCGGAAACGGAAAGGAUGUUGUUGGUAUUAUUUUUUUCGCCGUUGGUUUCAUUGCAGAGGCGCUGGCUGAUGUGCAAAAGUACAGAUUUAAGUCCAUCACAAAGCCUCCAAGGGGUGCGAUCACAGACGCUGGUAUCUGGAAGUACUCGCGACGUCCCAAUUACUUUGGCGAGAUCAUGCUUUGGUGGGGCGUUUGGCUCCUUGCCCUCGGCAACACAACCGAAGCAAACAAGUCUGGUCAUGACGCUCUGUACGGCUCCAUCUUCUCGCCCCUCAUCACGAUGGCUCUCUUGCUCUUCCUCUCGGGCAUUCCUCUGGCGGAAAAGCCAACACAGCAAAAGUACUUCUUGAUGUCGCAUGGUCCUGAUAAGCAGUCCGAGGGAUUGGAACCGUGGCAUGCACAGACGGAGCAGGACCCGUGGGACAGGAUGAAGGCGUUCCGCGAACGUACUUCGCUCCUCGUCCCUCUGCCCAACGCCUUCUACCGGAAAUUGCCAAAGGCGAUCAAAUCGACGGUGCUGUUUGACUUCCCAUUCUACAACUUUGACGAGGCCAAGGACGGUAACAAAGCUAUCAGAGAGGCAGAGAACAAGAAAAACAACGAGAACCCCUGA